Messenger RNA from Dryobates pubescens (Downy woodpecker), 2112 nucleotides. Its product is annotated as L-threonine 3-dehydrogenase, mitochondrial. Gene Ontology annotation, molecular function: L-threonine 3-dehydrogenase activity. The transcript has 8 exons. The record is from RefSeq and is a predicted model, not a curated record. Bases 11 to 1132 code for a protein of 373 amino acids. Gene Ontology annotation, biological process: L-threonine catabolic process. NCBI's taxonomy places the organism in Eukaryota, Metazoa, Chordata, Aves, Piciformes, Picidae.
UCAGAGGAAGAUGCCCAUCCUCAAACAGGUGAGCAGGGCUGUCAGCCAGGCGCUGCAGAGCUUGGGCUGCGGCUGCGGGAUGUCCAUCGUGCCGGUGCGCUGCAUCGGAGUCUCCCCUCGCCAAGUGGCUUCCGACGCCGGCUUCCACUCGGUGACGUUCGCUGAGACCGACCAUCCUCGGGUGCUGAUCACAGGUGGUCUUGGCCAACUUGGAGUAGGACUUGCUAAGCUUCUGAGGAAACGCUUUGGGAAGAACAAUGUGAUUCUGUCUGACAUUAGGAAGCCUGCAGACAAUGUUUUCUACAGUGGCCCUUUCAUCUACGCAGACAUCUUGGACUACAAGAACUUACGUGAGAUAGUGGUGAACAAUCGGAUCACCUGGCUCUUCCACUACAGUGCUUUGCUCAGUGCUGUUGGAGAAGCAAAUGUCCCUUUGGCCAGAGCUGUCAACAUCACUGGUUUACACAACAUCCUGGAUAUCGCAGCUGAGCAUAACUUGAGGCUCUUUGUUCCAAGCACUAUUGGAGCCUUUGGACCCACCUCUCCUCGAGAUCCAACGCCUGACCUCUGCAUUCAGAGACCAAGGACAAUCUAUGGAGUCUCCAAGGUUCACGCUGAGCUCAUGGGAGAAUACUACCACUACCGGUAUGGCCUAGACUUCCGCUGCCUGAGGUACCCAGGAAUUAUCUCUGCUGACUCUCAGCCUGGUGGGGGAACAACUGAUUAUGCUGUCCAGAUUUUCCAUGAUGCCAUCAAGACAGGCAAAUUUCAGUGCAACCUGAAGCCAGACACUCGUCUCCCCAUGAUGUACAUUGAUGACUGCCUGAAAGCCACUCUGGAGGUCAUGGAGGCCCCCGCAGAGGCACUGAGCAUGCGGACGUACAACAUCAGUGCCAUGAGCUUCACUCCUGAAGAGCUGGCUCAAGAGGUGCAGAAGCAUAUUCCUGAGCUUGAGGUGACCUACAAUGUGGAUAAAGUCAGGCAGGCCAUAGCUGACAGCUGGCCGAUGAACUUUGAUGACAGGAACGCCCGGAGGGAUUGGGGUUGGAAACAUGAUUAUGAUCUCCCUGAGCUGGUGACUACGAUGUUUAGCUUCCUUGGGUCUGACUCCAGGAUUGCUCAAGCUAACUGAAAUACUUUGUAAGAGGUUUCCAGAUUUCCACAGCGGACCAGGAAAGAAAUGGCUAACUUAGUUUAUCGUUUCCAGAGUCUUAGAGCAUGUCAGUUGUUAGGGGUUUUGGGGGUUGGUUUUUUUUAAGUAGCAGUAGAGCUGGGCAGAAACACACAGUAGCUGGAAUGUGCUGGUAGAUAAGCAACAUCAUUUGGUGCAGGCUCCAAGUUCAGCACCAAUGAGAAACAGAAAGAAUUCUUGAACUUUCACACUGAAGCAGCCAGGGAGGGGGGAAAAAAAGGCACUUCCUCCUGGCUGCUGACUCUCCAAUCAUUCCUGCUGCCUGCCUCUUCUUUGGCAAAGAACACAGGGCAAACCUGGGAGUUUUGGGCCUAUCCCGCAAAGUUAACCAAGGGGUUUGCAUUUUGCUGGUGGAGGAUGUUAGGUCAUAGGAAGGUAUGAUCCUUUCUUCUCUUUGCUUACAAAAGAGAGGUCAGUAGAGCUCCUUUAGGGUUCCGGAUUGCAGGGGUCGUUGCAAUGCUAGUUUGAAAUCAAACUUGGGUGGCUAGCUCCUAUUUAUGUAUAGAUAUAUAAGUGUAUAGUGCUGUAUAAACAUGCUCUUUUCUAUACACAGGGCAUAGAAAGCAGCCUUAUUCUUACAGUGCUUAGAAAUGUGAAGGGGAAUAGGACUUGAACUCUCUUUAUGCUUUAAGAAAAUCCCCCACAGUUUACAAGCUAAGCUUUGUCCUGCUCCAUGAAAGCGCUGCUGCCUUCAGUUUAAGCCCGGAGGCAGAGGUGAAAUCCGCAGACUGCGACGUGUAUGUGAACUUUCAAGCAGCUGAUGCCCAGGUAUGGGGUCAAUAACACUACUCUUGGUUAUCCCAGUUGUUUGCUGAGCUGACAGGAGGACAUAACUGCCUGGAGCAAGUUUGAAAGGUGGGCCGAUGGUGGAGCCUCACGGUAGGGUCAGGCCAGCCUCUGAAAGCUGUUUGCGUUCACCA